Molecule: messenger RNA, 7591 nt
Organism: Schistocerca serialis cubense
Lineage: Eukaryota; Metazoa; Arthropoda; Insecta; Orthoptera; Acrididae
Product: solute carrier family 2, facilitated glucose transporter member 8-like
Exons: 5
Coding region: 141-1652 (503 amino acids)
Biological process (GO): transmembrane transport
Cellular component (GO): membrane
Molecular function (GO): transmembrane transporter activity
Source: RefSeq, a predicted model, not a curated record
GCCGGCCGAGACGCUGAGGGGCCGACCGCCUGUACACGACAGCUUCAUCGCCACGGAACCCGGCCCGGCAGUCACUCUGGAACAGGCCGUGAGACGGCACCUACAGCGACCACGGGCCGCUGACGUCUUCACACGGCAGCAUGGCGAAGCGGGUUGAGGGCUCGGCCCCCGUCAAGGACCGCAUCCACUGGCAGCAGGUGGCCGCCGCCACCAUCGCUAACCUGAGCACGCUGUGCGUGGGCUGCGCCAUGGGCUGGACGGCGCCGGUGCUGCCCGAGCUGGAGCGUCUGCUGGAGCAGCCGGGCGCCGGGCUGGUGGAGGGCGAGCCGCUGAGCGCGGCGCAGGGCGCCUGGGUGGGCGCGCUGCUGCCGCUGGGGGCGCUCGCCGGCUCGCUGCCCGCCGGAUUCCUCACGCACCGCUACGGCCGCCGCCUGCCGCUGCUCGCCUUCGGCGCGCUGCUCUGCCUCGGCUGGCUGCUGCUGCUCUUCCACGAGUGGGUUUCGUUGCUGAUGGUCGGCCGGCUGGUGUGCGGCCUGGCGUCGGCCGGCGUGACGACCAUCGCCCCGCUGUACGCCGAGGAGGUGGCGGCGCUGGAGGUGCGCGGCGCGCUGGGCACGCUGCUCGACCUCAUGCUGGCCGCCGGCCUGCUGGUCGUGUACGGGCUGGGCAUCGUGCUGCCCGUGCGCUGGCUCACCGCCGCCAUGGCCGCCCUGCCGCUCUGCUUCUGCGUCGCCUUCUUCACGAUGCCGGAGUCCCCCGAGUACCUGCGCCGCCGGGGCAAGCAUGACGAGGCCCAGCGGGCGGCCGCCUGGCUGCGGCUGGACCACGGCUCUGCAGAGCUGGUGCCCGUGCUGACCGAGACGCAGCAGCUGAAGCAGCAGCAGCGCCACCGGGAGGGGCAGGGUCAGCGCUGGGAGCAGGCGCAGCGCAGCGUCCAGGCGCUUUCCGAGAAGAAGCCCACGGCGCGCGCCUGCAUCUUGGUCUUCUCGCUCAUGGCCUUCCAGCAGCUCAGUGGCAUAGACGCCAUACUCUUCUACACCGUCGACAUAUUCCAGGAAGCAGGGACGUCCAUCUCCCCGCAGCUGUCGAUGGUGAUAACGGGUGCCAUCCAGUUCGUGGCGACCGGAUUCUCUUCGGUGCUGGUGGAGAACGCGGGUCGUCGCCCGCUGAUGAUCAGCUCCGGGCUGCUGAUGACGUUCUCGCACUUGACGCUGGCGGUGCACCAGGGCUGGCCGUGGCUGCAGCUAGUGGCCGGCUGGCUGCCGCUCGUGGCCAUCAACCUCUUCCUCAUCGGCUUCGCCGUGGGGCUGGGCCCGCUGUCGUGGCUGCUGAUCGCCGAGCUGCUGCCGCCCGGAGACAAGCGCUGGGCCGUCGGCGCCGCCACCUCCGUCAGCUGGCUCGCCUGCGCCCUCAUGACCGGCUUCUUCGACGAGUUCGUCCGCCUCUUCGGCACGUCGGCCGCCUACUGGGUGCUGGGCUGCAUCUGCGCCGCCUACACAGUCUUCGUCACGGCGCUUCUCCCGGAGACGCGCGGCCUCACGGGCCACCAGAUACAGUGCCACCUGUCGAGGCAGGGCGGCACCUCCUGCUGCAUAAGUUCCGGCAGCUGCGACAACGUGCAGGAGACCGACCAAACGUCAGGACAUGUCUAGCAGCAAGUGGCUUUCUCUCCCAGCAAGACCGAAAAGAGACUGUGCUGUUGCCCUCAUUAGAACUGUUUGGAAAGGAAAAGAACACUUCUGCCGCAGUUGAUAUAGUAGUCAAUGAAUCAUCAAACACACACCCUCUCUCUCUCUCUGUCUAUACGCACACACAUAAACAGACACACACACACACACACACACACACACACACACACUAUCUCCCAUCAGUCACUUGCGAGGUAAAAUAAUAGACUGAAAUUGUUGAUGACUUUCCCCUUCACAAAGGCUACCGGCAACUUACUAUGGUACUAUCUAUUUUGGGUCGACAAUCUUUUCACUCGUUUGACGCUGUUUACCACGACUUCUUCUUCUCUGCUUAUCUCUUCAUCGGAAACUAGUACUUGCACUCAACACCCUCAAUUAUUUGUUGAGUGUAUUCCGAUCUCCUCCCCUACUCCCCUCUGCAGCUCCAUCUAUUUCUUGAUGUAUUGAUACAUGUCCUAUCAUCCUGUCGCUUUUUCUUGUAUGUGUUCUCUAUGUGUUCCUUUCUUCUUUCACUCUGCGAACCAUGUUCUUACGUUAUCAGUCCAACUAAUGUCCGCCCCCGGUAGCUGAGUGGUAACUGAGUGGAAGGAUCAACAAUCGGACUUUAACGGAUGUCACGUGACGUCCGCAACGACCAAACUCAACGAUAAAAAAAAAAAGUGGUCAGCUCGACAGGCUGUCAAUCCUAAGGGCCCGGUUUUGAUUCCCGGCUGGGUCGGAGAUUUUCUUCGCUCAGGAACUGGGUGUUGUGUUGUCCUAAUCAUCAUCAUUUCACCCCCAUCGACGCGCAAGUCGCCGAAGUGGCGUCAAAUCGAAAGACUUGCACCAGGCGAGCGGUCUACCCGACGGGAUGCCCUCGUCACACGACAUUAUUAUAUUUAGUCCAACUAAUUUACAACAUCCUUCUAUAGCACCACAUCUCAAAUACUUUGAGGCUCUUCUUUUGCGUUUCUCCCACAACCCAUCAUUCACUUCGAUUCAAUGCUGUGCCUCAAACAUGCGCUCUUAGAGAUUUCUUCAUCAAAUUGAGGUCGAUGUUUGGUACGAAUGUCCUCUUUUUCUGUCCUAACCUUAUUUCGAUGUCCUCUUUGCUUUUUCCGCCGUGUGCUGUUUAACUUCUAACGUAGCAGAAUUCCUUCACUUCAUCUAUUUCGUGGUCACAAAUUCCGAUGUGAAGUUUAUCGCUUAUCUCAUUUCUGCUACUCCCCAUCACUUCCGUCUUCUCUCUAUUUGCCCUCAACGCAUAUUCUAUACUCACUAUACUGAUUAUUCCACUCAGCAGGUCUUGUAAUUCUUCUUCACCUUCAGUGAGGAUAGCCCUGUCAUCAAUGAAUCUCAUAACUGGUACCCUUUCACUCUCAGUCCCACUCGUGAACGUAACUCCUACUUCCGUUAUUGUGUUUACGGUGUGUAGAUUGAACAGUAGUGCCGGGAGAUUGCAUUCCCUUCCUUACUUCCUUUUUAAUCUAACUGUUCCCUCCUGAUUUUUGUACAUAGUCUUUUCGGCCAUGGUUCUAUACAGCUUGCACUUAUUUUCCUUAGGACCAUCAAGAUCUUGCACCAUUUGACAUUGUAGAAUGAAAUUACAGAAAAAAUCAUCUAGACAACCGUCAGCGCCCACCAAUGUUUCAGUGUGAUGAUACAGAAAAUCUUGUGGAGAAGAACAUUUUAGUCGGAGUUGGUGCGUUAAUCAUUGAAAUUAUCAAAUUCUCUCUCUCUCUCUCUCUCCCUCUCCCUCUCUCUCUCUCUCUCUCUCUCUCUCUCUCUCUCUCCCUUUCUCCCUUGCCCCUUCCUCUCUCCCUAUUCCUCCCUCCCUAAAACACACACACACACACACACUAACAAACAAAGAAACAAACACUUUUGAGAACUCAUUUUCCCUUUCUUUGCUAUUGUGCGCAUCGAAAAGAUUGUUAAAAGCUAACUAAAAUAUAUUGGUAAUAAUUAUUGCUCAUUAUUUAAGUGAGAUGAUAUAGUGAAAUGACUGGAGAGAAGGUGCAUAGUGUUAUUGCCCUCCUAUAGACUCAGCUUUCUACAAUCUGUUUGAUUGUGCACACAUCAAUCCGAUCACUCAGGUCAUUAAUUCUAAUUCUGAGGCACCAUUUGUGUUUUCCGUCGUGAAACAAAUCCUGUGCCUGUAAUACAUAUAUAGCUGGACGCGAAUUAGUUUGUAUGAUUUGUUAAGAAGGAUAGACAGGAUUUCAUACAAAUUGAUGAUUAUUAUUCUAUUGUCAUCUCCUAAUUUUUCUUCUGAUCUAACUCUCCAUGUAUUGUUGCAAGGCUUUCUCAAACACUGAUCUUAAUCCCACGCUUUGGUAGCAGGGUAUGCGAGUGUAUACGAGUCAGGAUAGUUUUUGUUUCAUUUUUUCACACACUCACUCAGAGUCAGUGUUCUCCUUUGUUGUGCGGUGAACAAAUUUGAAAGCAUUUGGAGCCAACUGCUUUAGGCAGUUAAAAAAUUGUCCCAUCGAGAGUCCUUGCACAGUGUGCGCAUCAUUCUAGUGAAUAUAAGUACUUUCAAGUUACUUUACCGAAAUUCAGUCCUAUUGUUUUAAUUUUGUUAAUAAUUUCCAGAAUCCCUGAAAAUCAAAAACCAAAAUUAAUUACAAAUACUGUAGUCAAUUACGCAGAACUAGUCUGGGCCGUAUAUCUGGGUAACGGUAUCUGCUUAAAAAGUAGACGUACUCUUGCAUUUGCUUUAUUAUAACUGAAGAUGCCACAUAAACUGUAUAAAGCAGAUACAACACCAACCCCUUGCCAUAAUUCAGUUUUGUGAAGAUGUAAAGGAUUAUUAUCGAUAUCCUUCGCAAAGAGUAUAGAUUGUGUUAUGAAAAAUCGGAUCACAUCGAAUUGACAAGGAAUAGGGGUCCGUCAGAAGAUGACUUUGUAAUAGCAGUCCUCACUGUAAUUGUUGUUCGCGUCAGUGAUUCAUUGAAGUAUGUCUUAAAAAUUGUUGAUUAACCGAUGGUAAUUAACGAGCACUUUAUAUCUGGUAAAGAUACAAGAGCUCCGCUCAUAGUACCUGGAAUAUUCGUUUCGUUGGCUUUCUUUAGUCAUCAAUACAUUGGACGUAUAGGGAAGACAGCUACUCAGGAUGUAGAGUCAUAUAUGCAGGCGGGCAGUGCACUCUUCUCCGUCGUUUAGUUUAUCGGUUCUCAUUUUUUUAAAUUGAAAUUUAUGAGUCAACCUGCUUUCGAAGGCAUAAGGGAGCGGUACCAUAUCGUGCAGAUGUAAAGAAAUUGCUUCUGUCUAAUCCGUGAUUAAGUCACCUACGAAAUAAAUUCUACAACCAUUUAGAAAGUUGAUAAGUUUUAUUGCUCUCAAGAAUAUUGUUAAAAAUAUGUUGUUGUGUUUUUGUUCCAUGCCAAUACACGCUCAUAUUUGAUGGCUUAUUCAGUCUGGCUGUAUGUUGCAUAGUGUUCCCAGUGCCAACACUGCAGGCGAAAGCAACGAGUUUACAUUAAAGAAACUAAGAUUUACUUUUGCAUUCUUAAUUUAAGCACACAGAAUAUUAAAAAAAAAAAAAACAGUUUCAGCAACAUCUAAGUUGGAAUACCGAAGGAUAAGUAACCGAUUGUUCAGCCUUGCCAGGUUCAACGUCACAACAGCGUGACCCAUUUAAAAUGUGAAAUACAAAAUAAUAUUCCAGACGAGAACGUAUAGAUCUUCAGAUGUGGCAUAUCGUGGAUGUCACACAUUUUAUUGUUGUGAAUCAAGCCGACAGUCACUGCAGUGACUGAUUCUGAGAAGCUACAAUAAAAAUCUUAAGAAGAAAGCUUCCUAAAUAUGUCCCUAAAAAUUAGUGCAGUUAAUGUCUUUAAACUUCAGUAUUACAUUCUAAACAUAAACCGAAAGAAAGAAUCUCCAGUGAAUUUCUAGUGCCUACAAAAUCCCAAUACUUCUUCAAAAACAGAGACAGCGACUGAAGCUAGUGAAUUCAUAUAAUACGCUUCGGUUUAAUUACCCGAAAACGUUCCCUCCUGAUGCCAACGGCUUGCCGCAGUGGUAACACCUGUUCUCCUCAGAUCACCGAAGUUAAGCUCUGUUGGGUUUGGCUGGCACCUAGAUGGGUCACCAUCCGUGUCUGCCGAGUGCUGUUGGCAAACGGGGUGCACUCAGCCCUUGUGAGGUCAACUUAGGAGCUACUUGACUGAAAAGUAGCGGGGCCGGUCACGAGAACUGACAACGGCCGGGAGAGCUCUGUACUGACCUCAUGUCCCUUCUUAACCGCAUCCGGAGACGCCUAAGGGCUGAGGAUGAGGCGGCGGCCGGUCGGUACCGUCGACUUUUCAAGGCCUGUUCGGACGGUGUUGGUUUUGUUUCUGCCUUGUAGAUACCUCUUCAGAAAAUGUUCCGGGGCUCCGGAGUGCUACGUCAUGAAGUAUUAUAUUGUUUUCUUUAUGUAGAAUUGAUGACAUUUAACUGGUUAUAGCAGCUGGAAAUACUUUCUGUAACACAAAGUUUUAUCUUAUCUGAUAUUAAGGUUGUCAGGAAAUCGUAUGCCAUUUACUUUAUUUCACUCGCAGAUUGGCCAAAUUUCUCUUCGGUCGCCUGCGAGAAGUUUGUCUCUUUGUAUAGGGAUUUGCUGAAGUGCUUUACUGCUGUGUUCCUGCUACAGCGCUGCCCUGGAGACAAGCAAUGCUGGUACUGAUUCUGCAUCUGCAUCUACCCUCUGCAAACCACUGUGAAGUGCAUGGUAGAUGACACGUCCCACUGAACCAAUUAUUAGAGUUUUCUUCCGUUCCAGUCACGUAAGGAAGGCGGGAAGAAUGAUUCUUUAAAUGCCUCCGUGUGUUUUCUAAUUAAUCUAAUGUUGUCCUCGCGAUUCCUACGGAUGUGAUACGUAGGGUUUGCGGUAUCAUCAUUUCAAGCCGGUUCCUGAAACUUUAUAAGUAGGCUUUAUCGGUACCAUUUACGUCUAUCCCCAAGAGUUUGCCAGUUCACAUUCCUACUCAUCUCUGUAACGCUGUCCCACAGGCCAAAGAAACAUGUGACCAUUUGUGCUACCCUUCUAUGUAUACGUUAAAUACCCACUGCUAGUUUUAUCUUCUGUGAGUCCCACACACUUGACCAAUUUUCUAGGAUGGGCCACAUGAGUUAUUUUUAAGCAAUCUCCUUUGUAGACUGAUUGCAUUUCCCCUGUAUUCUACCACUAAAACAAUAUAUCUGUUUUACUCAGGACUGACCCAUCAUUCCAUUUCAUAUCCCUAUACAGCGUAACACUGAGGCUUUUCUAUAAGUUGACUGAUCUUAUAGUCAUAGGAUACUACCAUUUUUCGUUUUGUGAAGCGCACUUCUUCUUCUGCUUGUAACUUCUGCUUUUUGCUAGCUUGGAAGUAACUUUAUAUGCUCUGGCAAAGAAAAAAUAUUAUCGUAUCAAAAACAUUACCUUUUUACCUAUUGUAAGGAAAUUCAUAAUUUGCUCUGUUAAUGCACAAGUUCGUGUUUCAUCAAGUAGGAAAAUGGAACAAAAUGCGAUAGAUGAUAGCUUAAUUUUUUUUAAUCAGAUGAAGAAAUUCAGCAUAAAACGUUUGUUACAUUAAUAUUACAUACAAACUAUUUACAAGGAAGUGUAAUUUCAGUGGGAUAAAUGUAGUAAAAAAAAUCAAUGAACAAUAGAUUUCUUAAAAAUACACAUCCGACAGAAUAUCAUACACAGUACAUGUUCACCUAUCAAUCACAAAAGUGGUUCCUGAGCAUAUCUCAUACGUGUGCCUUUCUAGCUUUAAUUAACACACAGACACUAUUGUGCAAAACUUUGAAGUGUACGAAUAUCAGUUUUAGGUCUCGUGUACAAAUAAAACAAUUUAUGUGUUCGUUAUUGUAAUAGUAUGAAAAAACUAGACACGUGAAGUGCUUGUCAGUUUAUUAUAUUAAAAGUAUAAAAUAAUUAAAGAACUAAA